CAGGAUGAGUACUUCUACAACCCUACUAGAUCCUACCACGACUGAAGGUUACGACUAUGAUUAUGAUAUCGCUGCUCCAUGCCACAAAGACAAUGUCAGAGAUCUGACUGCCACGUUCUUGCCUCAUCUGUACUUCGUGGUGUUCUUCACAGGCCUGCUGGGCAAUGCCAUGGUGGUGUUGAUCCUUACAAAGUACAAGAGACUCAAGACUAUGACCAACAUCUACCUUCUCAACUUGGCCAUCUCAGAUCUGCUUUUCCUCAUUACACUUCCAUUCUGGAUUCACUAUGAGUUGAAAAGGGACUGGGUCUUUGGAGAUACCAUGUGUAAACUCCUUUCAGGGUUAUAUUAUUUGGGUUUAUACAGUGAAAUCUUCUUCAUCAUCCUGUUGACCAUUGAUAGGUACCUGGCCAUUGUCCAUGCGGUGUUUGCCAUAAGGGUCAGGAAGGUAGUCCUCAGCAUCAUGACCAGCAUCAUUACCUGGGGUGUGGCCUUCCUGGCCUCUCUCCCUGAUAUUAUCUUUACUAGAUCUCAGAAUGAGUUUUAUCGUUACACCUGCAGCCCUCAUUUCCCAUACGAGACUGCAAGGAUGUGGCGACAGUUCCAGGCUUUGAAACUGAACAUUCUGGGACUCAUUUUGCCCCUGCUGGUCAUGAUCAUCUGCUACACAGGUAUUAUAAAAAUACUGCUUAGACGGAGGAGUGAGAGGAAAUGGAAAGUUGUCAAGCUGAUUUUUGUCAUCAUGGUUAUCUUCUUUCUCUUCUGGACACCCUAUAACCUCACAGUUCUAGUUUCUGCUUUCCAAGAUUUCUUUUUCACACUCGGAUGUAAGAAGAGCGAACAGUUGGACUUGGCAAUACAAGUGACUGAAGUCAUUGCUUUGACACACUGUUGUGUCAACCCUGUGAUCUAUGCCUUUGUUGGGGAGCGGUUUCAGAAAUACCUCUCUCAUUUUAUCCACAAUCACAUUGUAGUGCACCUGUGCAAACAUAUCCCAUCCUUCUUGAGGGACAGACUGGAGAGGGCCAGUUCUAUCUCUCCAUCUACUGGAGAACAAGAACUCUCAGUUGAGUUUUAGAUUGGCCUGAGAAUAGCUUACCUAGGAGAGUGGGUCAUGGGCAUUGAAGUUUACCAAGCUGGAACGGGAAAAACAAAACCAAUGCACUGAUCUCCACAUUAGGCUUCUCAGAAGGGAUACAAAGUCAAUCUCACCUGGGAGGUGAGAUGUCUGAGAGAUAAGGCCCUGGGGUCUACUAAAACUACAGUACUCAGACUAUAAGGACAGAGCUAUUUGCAAAAUUGCUCAGGAGUCAC
This is a messenger RNA of Trichosurus vulpecula (common brushtail), 1314 nucleotides long. RefSeq names its product C-C chemokine receptor type 1-like. Gene Ontology annotation, biological process: positive regulation of monocyte chemotaxis; chemotaxis; G protein-coupled receptor signaling pathway. Gene Ontology annotation, cellular component: membrane; cytoplasm. Lineage: Eukaryota; Metazoa; Chordata; Mammalia; Diprotodontia; Phalangeridae. The record is from RefSeq and is a predicted model, not a curated record. Gene Ontology annotation, molecular function: chemokine (C-C motif) ligand 5 binding; chemokine (C-C motif) ligand 7 binding; C-C chemokine receptor activity. The transcript has a single exon. The coding region runs from base 5 to 1078 and encodes 357 amino acids.